CCCUCGCCGGGCGAGUCAAUUGUUGAUUGUUUUUGUUAUGUUGUUACAAAUUGUUUUAGGCAUUUAAAAAUUGAAAGAAUAAAGUGAAGAAUAGAAAAGAUGUUGAGUCAUUACAGCAAAGAGAUGCUCCUCAGACCAUGGUCCUGGAUGAACCUGAAGUCCUGCCGCCGCAAGUUUUCCGAGAGUUCCACAGAGCCGCCGCCGUACCAUUGGCACAAGCCCGUGGGCCAGCAUACGGGCAUAACAGUGUACAACAAUGGAAUGCGCCGGAAAGUUCCCCUUGUGCUGCAUAACCCGAACAUGGUCACCUGGUACACCUGCGGCCCAACAGUGUACGACUCGGCGCAUCUGGGCCAUGCCAGCACCUAUGUGAAGGUGGACAUCAUUCAGCGCAUCCUGCGGGACUAUUUCAAGAUCAAUCUCGUCACUGCCAUGAAUAUCACAGAUGUGGAUGACAAGAUCAUCCGGAAAGCCCGCGAGUCCGGCUGCGAUUGGCUGGGAAUGGCGCGUACAUAUGAGGCAGAGUUCAGACAGGAUAUGCUGCGACUCAACGUGCAGCCGCCGGACAUACGCACCCAUGUCACCAGCAACAUGCCGGCGAUUCUGCAGUUCAUCGAGGAGCUAAUCAAUGAAUCGCAGGCAUACGUGACGGAGGACAAUUCGGUGUACUUUGACGUGUCCAUGUACCCGCACUACGGCAAGCUGCAGCGGCUGGGCAUGAGCAGCGAGGAGAAGUCGGAUCUCCUUAAGCAGAACAGUGCGGACUUUGCCCUGUGGAAGGCCAAGAAGGAGGCGGACGAGCCCAGUUGGGCGGCUCCUUGGGGCGGGGAGGGUCGCCCCGGCUGGCACAUUGAGUGCAGUGCCAUUGCCGGUUUAUUUUUCGGCAGUCAACUGGAUUUCCAUGCUGGCGGCCUAGACCUGAGGUUCCCCCACCACGAGAAUGAGGAGGCGCAAUGCUGUGUCCGCUACCAGACCGACCAGUGGGUCAACUACUGGAUGCACACGGGCCAGCUGUACAUAGCGGGAGAUGAGCAAAAAAUGUCCAAGUCCCUGGGCAAUACCAUAUCCAUUGCCGAGAUGCUGCAGACCUACACCGCGGAUGAGUUUCGGAUGGCCUGUCUGUUGUCCAACUACCGCAACGCCAUGCCCUAUAGCGAGCAGUUGAUGCUGACCGCCCGUCAGACGCUGCAGCGGUUCAAGAACUUCCAGGCGGACCUCAGCGCGUACACGCAGUUCCUCAAGCCGGUUCGGAAGCUGGAUGAGGGCGCACUCAGGGCACAAAUUGCCCACAUGGCGACCGAGUUCGACAGCAGCCUGCGCGAUGACUUCGAUACGGCGCGUGGCAUCAGCGUGCUGAUCGAUCAGAUGACUAGCAUAAGUCGCUGCAUAAAUGAGCAGCAAGCGGAUGCAGUGGAGGAGCCGGCCUAUUGCCUGGACCUCCUGACGGCGGCCGGCAACUUUAUAAACCGAGCCAUGCUUACCUUUGGCCUUACCAAACUGGCAGAGACGGAGAGCCUUGCACUGAACACACCCCUCCCGGCUGUGGGGGGUGCUCUGGACCCCGCUCUUUUGAUAGCGGACGUCCUGGCCAUACGCGCCAAACUGCGUCAAGAGGCAAUAUCCGGGCAUCAGAAGAACAUUCAGUUGCUGGUCGCCUGCGAUCAGUUGCGCACUCUGCUGGAACAGCAUGGCAUCCAGAUACGUGACCAUAAGCAGGGCAGCUCUUGGGUCUACGCUACUCCCGCCGCCGUCGCCAGUGAAAGUAGCAGCAAACAGUGAAAUGGCUGUGCCAAAAUGAAAGUUUUGUUGUGUCUACGUCAUGGUUAGUCAUUAUUACAUAAAUUCAGAUCUAA
Messenger RNA from Drosophila obscura, 1853 nucleotides. It is a transcript of the gene CysRS-m, whose product is annotated as cysteine--tRNA ligase, mitochondrial. Gene Ontology annotation, cellular component: cytoplasm. Gene Ontology annotation, biological process: cysteinyl-tRNA aminoacylation. Gene Ontology annotation, molecular function: ATP binding; cysteine-tRNA ligase activity. The coding region runs from base 100 to 1779 and encodes 559 amino acids. The transcript is spliced from 2 exons. The record is from RefSeq and is a predicted model, not a curated record. Lineage: Eukaryota; Metazoa; Arthropoda; Insecta; Diptera; Drosophilidae.